This is a messenger RNA of Filobasidium floriforme, 1731 nucleotides long. RefSeq lists its product as uncharacterized. Bases 1 to 1731 code for a protein of 576 amino acids. NCBI's taxonomy places the organism in Eukaryota, Fungi, Basidiomycota, Tremellomycetes, Filobasidiales, Filobasidiaceae. The record is from RefSeq and is a predicted model, not a curated record. The transcript has 11 exons.
AUGACAAACGGCGAGAAACCAGCAUCCCGGAGUAUCACCCCGGAACCGGUGGGCCUUCCUAUGCCCCCGGAGGGAAUGCCGUUGGAAACCUGGUUGCUGACGCAGCCACAAGAAACUAAGCUGCUGUACUUUCAGCGGCUGGGAAAUGUCUUCGCCCAGGACCAGGCGAAGGAAGCGGAGAGGCUACGGAAGGAGGCCGAAGAAGCCCAGAGGAAGGAGGAUGAGAGGUUGGCGAUCCUGCGGGAGAGGAUUGACAGCCUCAUCGCAAACCCUGAGAGCCGGGGGAUGAUCAGGGAGGCUCUCAAAAGGUUCGACGCAGCGAACCCUCGCCGACCCGUCCCCCCCUGCCCCACCCCCCCCACCCCUCAGCCGACCCCUGCCGUCGACACCACCCCUGCUCAGGGCCAGAUAGAGCAGAUAGCGGCUCUCUCCGCUCAAAUGGCAAGCUUCAUCCCGAUGAUGAAAGCCUUGCAGGCUUCGGCAGGAGCAAGUGGGAGUGGUGAGGCGAGUGGAAGUGGUACGGGCAAGGGGAAGAAGAGAUCCCGUGCGCCGGUCGAGGAGGAGGAGGAGGACGAGGUUGAGGUGACCGGGACGGGUUUCACCUCUCCCGCCAAGCGUCGGUCGAUGCGGGGAGUGAAGAGGGGGGACGUGUUCGAACUCCCGGAGACCCAGCCGGCGUGGAUGACGGCUGAUACCUGGCAGCGAGCGGUGGAUGCCGAGGCCCUCCUCAUAAGGGAGGAUUCCAUCCAGUUGAUGGGUGAUGCCAUGUGCAACUGCUGCACUGGCAAGACCAAGCCCGGGAAGCAGACGACCCCUCUCGGGAAGCAGAUGGACGUGCGGUACAACGUCUGCGUGGUGGUCCCCGACCAGCCGGGACAUUGCGUGAGGUGUAUCUGGAGGUGGAGAGAUGGCGAGUGCUGCUUCACUCAGAAGCCUUUCAGCUCGGGAAAUGCGAAGUCGGUCAAGGAGAAGAAGCCGACCAACCUCGACCUGGCCCGAGCCGCCGCCGCCUCCACCGCCCCCGCCGAGCCCCCGGUCUCGCCAGACUCGACCAGCAGCAACACCGCUGCCAACGCUCCCAACCCCUGGGCAGGGUGGGGGUUCCCCCCUGGGCCUUACGGCUACAACCCGUACGGUUUUGGAGCGGGGAACUUUGGGCGUCCUCCCGGUCCCGGUGCUGCUAGACUAAGGUCGUCCGUCUCCGAUGUCAAGUUUUCCAGUACACUCACGCAGGAUAGGAUCAACUACACCAGCGAUCUCGGGAACCGUAACAACCUGCUCAUCCUCCGUGCCACUCCAGUUGAUAAAGUUGUCUUCCAGCUGGUUAACAAUCCCGUCCAUCCGAUCCUCUUCUUCACCGUCUGCUUCAUCUGCCGUUUGAGUCUCUUCCUCUUCAACCAUAUGUUCAUCCCGGUAACCCGGGCAAGUGUUCCAGUGGGGAACCAUUCGCUCAGCAGGGAGCACCAGGUUACAGUGCUUGCAUUCCUGCAUACCAUCACUUUCCUGAACGACAUCCUCGGCUACAUCCUCCAACUCCACUACCGAUGCAGCCCGCUGUUUUCCUUUGCCUUUCUUGGAGGUAUCGGAGAUGUGUUCCCAGCCUUGUAUCUCCAGGAAUUCGAUCAAAGGUGCCCAUCGUGUCUUGCCCGGGGCGGUGAUAGCAAGUUGGUUCCUUAUGAGAGACCCACACGGGAUGGGAGCUGGGGUCAGGGGGAGCCUUGCGGGGGUUAA